Messenger RNA from Gymnodraco acuticeps, 657 nucleotides. Its product is annotated as cell death-inducing p53-target protein 1-like. Bases 80 to 562 code for a protein of 160 amino acids. Lineage: Eukaryota; Metazoa; Chordata; Actinopteri; Perciformes; Bathydraconidae. The record is from RefSeq and is a predicted model, not a curated record. Gene Ontology annotation, molecular function: zinc ion binding. The transcript is spliced from 4 exons.
CUGGUACACAUUCAGAUGAACUGCAGCUGACUGAAAACACAUCAGAUUCUUGUUCACACAUUUUAGCAUACAUUUUUAAAUGGAGUCAUUAUCAAAAGCAGAUGAGCCGUUUCCUACUCCUCCGCCGUACUUCUUACCAGAUGAAAGUCAAACGGUACGAGCUCCGAGGAUCUACCAUAUUAACUCGCCUUUCAGCCCUCCACCACCUCCUUGCUUCUCUUUUUCUCCUGGAAUUGGCUGCUCCACUGAAACAUACCCAUCUCUUACUGCUUCCCCUGCUCCUAUAUUUACACCCAAGCUGAAGUUUGUGAGCUAUGAGACGGAGCUGUGUUGCUCUCCGGGUCUGACGACAUGUACUUCCUGUCAGACGCGGGUCACCACGCAAGUCAUCUUCAAAGUCGGGAGGCAUGCGUGGCUCAUGUGCCUGGUGUUUGUAUUAUGCUCCUUGGUGCUUGGAUGCUGUCUGAUUCCUUUUUUCGUGAACCAUUUCAAGGAUGCCUAUCACACUUGCCCUCGCUGUUACAGGGUCCUCCAUGUACACAGGAGGUCCUGCUGUGAAUGAAAACACACACGAUUGACUACUAAGAAGUUAAACUAAUUGCUGAUGUGUUUUUUUAAUCUGUCAGUAUAACCUAAAAUGAAUAUAUUAAUGUGUAA